GGGCGGCAGUGGCCGCGGGAGACAGUUGCUUGUUGGCAGCCGAGCGGAGGAGAGGUCGCGCGUGCGUGCCUCGCGUUGUCGCUGCUGGUUGUUGUUUGCUCGUGUAGUCGGUCGGCGAGUGUCGCGGGGAGUGUGAUAUGUGCGACGGUUGGCGCGCUAGCCGCAGGGAGACGCUGGCGGGACCGUGUGGCGAUCUGCGGCGCCCGAGCGACCUCAUGAAUGGACGCCGCGCAUGAUGUAGAGCCCGUACUAGCCGAGUACUACUGCUGCUACUACUACGCGCGCUACGGACAUCGCCGCUGACAUGUUGAUGAUGGUGUCGUUCCCGACGGUCGCUCGACGUUAGGGAGCACUAGACAAUUGAAUAGUUCCGCCUUUGUUCCUCGGGUUUCCUGAGUUGCGCCGUGUGAGUGUGUAGGGAAAUGUUUUGUUGGAGCUGCGCGGGGAGGCGGGGGCGGUGGGUCUGGCUGCUGACGGCCAUAGUCCUUCCCGCCCUGGCGCUGCAGCAGUCGGAGCUCGCCGCUCGCAAGGAAGGGGUGUGCCAGAGCGUGGACGUGCGCAACGACGCCAAGUCGUUCGAGCGGCUGCGCGGCUGCCGCGUGGUGGAGGGCUUCGUGCACAUCCUGCUGAUGGACCGCACCGACGAGGCGAGCCUCGAGAACGUGACCUUCCCGGAGCUGCGCGAGAUCACAGACUACCUGCUGCUGUACCGCGUGACCGGCCUGCGCUCCGUGGGCCGCCUGUUCCCCAACCUGGCCGUGGUGCGCGGCCGCACGCUCUUCUUCAACUACGCGCUCGUCGUCUUCGAGAUGAUGCAUCUGCAGGAGAUCGGGCUGCACUCGCUGACGGACGUGUUGCGCGGCAGUGUGCGCAUCGAGAAGAACCCGCUGCUGUGCUACGUGGACACCGUCGACUGGGACGCCGUGGCCAGGAACGGCAAGGGCGAGCACUUCAUCAAGGGCAACCGGCAGAAGAACGAGUGUCCGAUGUGCCCGUCACUCGAUAAGCUGCGCUGUCCGCUGAUGCCUGUCACCAAGGAGGUGCUGUGCUGGAACAGGCACAAGUGCCAGAAAAUUUGUCCCGAGUCCUGUGGAUCAUGCUCAUCCAAGGGUGAAUGUUGCCACGAGAACUGUUUGGGAGGCUGCACUGGACCCAAUGCCAAUCAAUGUGUCGUUUGCAAGGACUUCAAGUCUGGAGAUAAAUGUGUCAAACACUGCGACAACGAUACCUAUGAGUUUAUGAACAGGCGGUGCAUCUCGGAGGAAGAAUGCUUCAACAUGCCACAGCCAAAGGAGCUGUCCAACGAUUACCUUCGCCGUCCGAAACCGUGGAAGCCUUUCAACAAUACGUGCAUGUUGGACUGCCCACCUGACUACAUGGAGACUCAGGACAGCAGGCAAAACUAUCGCUGUACACCAUGCCAAGGGCCCUGCCGUAGGGAGUGUGAUGGAGCGAAUGUGGACAGCAUUGCAUCGGCUCAGAAACUGCAUGGCUGUACGUACAUCAAAGGCUCACUGGAGAUCCAGAUUCGAGGAGGAAAGAACAUUGUACGAGAACUAGAAGAGAGUCUGAGCAUGAUAGAAGAAAUUGAAGGUUCCUUGAAGAUUGUCCGUUCUUUUCCUCUGAUUUCGCUCAACUUCCUAAAAAAUCUUCACAUUAUUCAUGGGAAGAAACUAGAUUCUGACAAGUAUGCUUUCGUUGUGCUGGACAACCAGAACCUUCAAGAGCUGUGGGACUGGGACACACGGCCAACGAACUUGGUGAUCAGGAAGGGGCGCUUGUUCUUCCACUUCAACCCUAAGCUGUGCCUCAACAAGAUACAGAAACUUGCGCAGGUCACCAACAUCACAAAAUUGGAGGAUACGGAAGUGGCCAAGAAUUCGAAUGGGGAUAAAGUUGCUUGUAACAUUAAAACUCUUGAUGUAGAGAUAAGCUUAAGGAUGUCGAUGGGCGUGAUCAUUCGAUGGAAGAAGUUUGAGCAUUAUGACCCACGCUCUGUGCUCAACUAUGUUGUGUACUCCAUAGAAGCGCCUUAUCGGAAUGUCACUCUUUAUGAUGGACGAGAUGCAUGUGGGACGGACGGAUGGAAAGUGGAUGAUGUGGAUGUGCCGGAAGAGGACGUGGUAGAUCAUCCCUUGACAAAGUUGAAGCCGUUCACUCAGUAUGCGUUCUAUGUCAAGACUUAUACCAUCUCGACGGAGCGUACUGGAGCUCAGAGCCCUAUCUACUACGUCACAACUUUGCCAGAUACUCCCUCGCAGCCCCAGCUACUGCGGGUGUCCUCUGAGUCGAGCUCGUCCAUGCAGGUGGAGUGGCAGGCUCCCACGGAGCCCAAGGGCAACAUCACGCACUACAUCGUGUCGGGCCACUGGGUCAUGGAUGACUCCAGCAUCCUGGACUCCAGGAACUACUGCAACGACUCCAUAACACCCCCUGAGCAAAAGCCAGUGAUAAUGGUAACGGACAGAAGCACGCCAAAACCUGCAGAUGCUACCUGUUCCUGCGAGAAAGAAGACAAAAGCGAAAACAAUCACAUCGAGGAAGCUGAGGUUCAGUUCCAGAUAGACUUUGAAAAUACUCUUCACAACAUGGUGUACAUCAAAAGGCCUGGCAACAGGAGCAAACGAGAAGUUGCAGGAGGCAACCUGUUGAUGUUCAACGAUGACAGAAGGAAGAGAAUCGAAGAAGAUCCUGGCAAUACAACAUUCUUCAACAAACUUGUAGAUGGUGUUUACCGCAGCUUCAAUGUGAAAGUGUUUGAUCGCUUCAAGUUUGAAAUGACGAAUCUCAGUCACUUUGCAGAGUACAAUAUUGAAGUGCGAGCAUGUCGGGAAAGAGUGCCAGAAGAUUCAAAGGAUGCUGCAAUCUGCAGUGAGCCGAGUUAUGCGACAAUUCGUACCCUGAAACUAGCCUAUGCUGAUACCAUCGACCCAAAGUCCUUUGUGGUCGAAGUGACAAAUCAGAGCAGAGUGAAGCUGAAGUGGGAGGAGCCACGUCGACCGAAUGGAAUCAUCGUUGCUUAUCACAUAGAAUAUCGCUUAGUUGACAUUGAAAAUUACAAGGCCACCCCAGAAUGUAUCCCAAGCACCACAUAUCAGAAGGAUGGUUAUUACGUUUUGAGGAGGCUCCAGCCAGGAAACUAUAGCGUCCAGGUACGAGCCAUUUCAUUCGCUGGCAACGGGGACUACACACCCAAGAGAUAUUUCUACAUAAAGGACACAUCAUCUUCUGGAUUCGAUUUGCUUAUUGGAGCCUUAGUUGGUACUGUCCUUGUGCUAAUGCUGAUUUUUGCGGGUGCAUACUUUUUAAGGCGCAAGUACAUUCCAGGAGUACCAAAUAUGCGGCUCAUUGCAUCCGUUAAUCCAGAAUACGUUAGCACAGUGUACGUGCCAGAUGAAUGGGAGGUCCCAAGGAAGAAGAUAGAUUUGCUGCGAGAGCUGGGUCAGGGAUCCUUCGGCAUGGUCUACGAAGGCAUAUGCCACGACGUGGUGGAAGGGCAGCCGGAGAUCCGGUGUGCCAUCAAGACUGUCAAUGAGAACGCCACCGACCGAGAGCGGAGUGAAUUUCUUAAUGAGGCUUCUGUUAUGAAGUCGUUCAACACCCACCAUGUAGUGAAGCUGCUAGGCGUGGUGUCUCAGGGACAACCUGUUCUAGUUGUAAUGGAACUGAUGGCGUUUGGAGACCUGAAGACCUAUCUUCGUUCCCAUCGUCCAGACUCUGGAGAAAAGGAAAAUAUAGCAAUGCAGCCACCUACUCUGAAGCAAAUCCUGCAGAUGGCCAUAGAGAUCGCGGACGGGAUGGCGUACCUCACGGCCAAGAAGUACGUCCACCGGGACCUGGCUGCCCGCAACUGCAUGGUCGCAGAGGACCUGACCGUGAAGAUAGGAGACUUCGGCAUGACGCGCGACAUUUACGAGACGGACUACUACAGGAAAGGCACCAAGGGGCUGCUGCCGGUCCGGUGGAUGGCCCCGGAGAGCCUGAAGGACGGCGUGUUCACGAGCUGCUCCGACGUGUGGAGCUAUGGUGUGGUGCUGUGGGAGAUGGCGACACUCGCGUCCCAGCCCUACCAGGGCUUGUCGAACGACCAAGUGCUACGCUACGUGAUAGACGGUGGCGUGAUGGAGCGCCCGGAGAACUGUCCGGAUCGCCUGUACGAACUGAUGAGGUUGUGCUGGCAGCAGAAGCCCCUCACGCGACCGUCGUUCAUGGACCUUGUGGAGCUGUUGCUGCCAGAAGUGUCUGCGAGGUUUCACGAGGUGUCGUACUACCACACGGCGGAGGCCGAGGACGCACGGGCCCAGCACAUGUCGGCCACGCUCGCCGCCUCCAACGACCCCUCGACCCCUCUGCGUAUCACGAGGGACAUCGAGGACUUCUCCCUCGGCGACUCGGACGCCGACGAAGGGGAUCUCGAGGAUGAAGCGGUCGACGACGUGUCGUUCCCCAACUCCCAGCCCAACCCCCACUACCACAGCAUGUCCCCCACGCGCGCUGCGCCCCCUGCCGUCUCGAGUCGCGGCAGCCAGGCGGGCAAGGUGGGGAACGGCAGCACCGUCACCACGCCGACGACGGCCAACGGGUGGAUCGGUAGCCACCAGAGCAACGGUACCAACAGUUUGGCGAACUCGAGUGUGGUCAUGAAGACGACAGAGUGUUGACGUGGGGACUCUCUACCUCGUAAGAGAGACUACUGUGAAAAGUUGCGAGUUAAAUAUCUUGGCUAAUUAGCUGAAGUGCAUAAAGAGUAAAUAGUUAUAAAAUGACAUUUUGAUUCUGACUUGUAAUAAACGUGAUCUGUGUUUGAGACAUUUGUCAGGGAAAUAGAUGUAAGUGUAGAUACGAGGACUCUGUUGAGUUUAGAGCCACUGUAUUCUGUACUGCCCCAAAUGGAAGGUUUUUUACUGGCUGUGUACAGCCGUGGGUUGGGGGCAACCAUUACCGUCCGUACCUGCUAUUACACAACUUCGAACAGCUGUUAAUAUUUAUUUUAUAAUCUUAUAUUUUUGUUCACAAGUUCCUAUUUUGUAAUAUGUAUUUUUACUUUGUAUGUGUCCUUUCUGUUUCCUAAAUGGUGUGUUGUGUGGGUUUGCGCACAGUCAUUAUAUUUUACUUGGAUUUUUUUAAACCCAUGGUCAUUAGCCAGUUUAGACCUUCCAUAAUCAGCCAUUAUCACAUCAUCAGUUAUAAAAAUAACAAAUGUUUGAUGUAAGUGAAACAUGUUGCAUUUUUCAGGUGUUCAAAAGUGUGAAACUUGCCCGGUAACGUAGAUUCCUAACUCAUACGACUGCAAUUUAGUUUGAGACUGCUGUAUAUUUCUCAAUAAGAACUGGUACACUAGGUGCCAAAAUAUUAUUAUAGAUGUUUAACUUAUUUACUUGAUAGUAUUUUUGAGUAAUGUAGAACUAGCAAGUGGUGUAGUUUUUGUUUUUAGUUUUAUGUUCAGUGUUAAUUCAGCUGAAGAGAGAGAAAAAUAAACGUUCAUUCCAUAACAUGAUUAUCCUAGCAAAGUAAUAAAAAACGUAAUAAAUAAAGCAUAUCAGAAGGCAAGCUAAUUUAUUUUUCACAUUUUGUGGAAGAAAGUGGUAGAUUUAUUAUUAAUCAACGUUUCUUUUGUUGAACAAUGUAUUGUAACAGUAUUUUAUGAGACUCCAAAAAAUGCUCAUUCAAAGUUCCACGUGUAAAUAAAUAUAUUACAACUCUAAAAA
Molecule: messenger RNA, 5708 nt
Organism: Bacillus rossius redtenbacheri
Lineage: Eukaryota; Metazoa; Arthropoda; Insecta; Phasmatodea; Bacillidae
Product: insulin-like receptor
Exons: 22
Coding region: 423-4661 (1412 amino acids)
Biological process (GO): cell surface receptor protein tyrosine kinase signaling pathway; multicellular organism development; positive regulation of phosphatidylinositol 3-kinase/protein kinase B signal transduction
Cellular component (GO): insulin receptor complex; plasma membrane; axon
Molecular function (GO): insulin receptor activity; ATP binding; insulin receptor substrate binding
Source: RefSeq, a predicted model, not a curated record